Molecule: messenger RNA, 873 nt
Organism: Monoraphidium neglectum
Lineage: Eukaryota; Viridiplantae; Chlorophyta; Chlorophyceae; Sphaeropleales; Selenastraceae
Exons: 2
Coding region: 1-873 (290 amino acids)
Molecular function (GO): mRNA binding
Source: RefSeq, a predicted model, not a curated record
AUGAUCCCUCAGGCUGGCAUGAUGCCCUGGGGCAUGUACCCAGCAGGGCAGAUGGCGGCGUAUCCUGCCGCCGGCGGAGGCUAUGUCAUGUACCCCGCAGCAGCCGCCGCCGCGCAGUACAACGCCGCCGCGAUGGCGCAGCAGCAGCAGCAGGCGGCGUUCGCGCAGCGGCAGCAGCUGCAGCAAGCAGGUGGCGACGGAGGGGCGAGGGGCAAGGACGGCGCUGGCGCCGGCGCGGCGCGCGGGGGCUCCGGCCGGUACGAGGGCGGCGGCGUGGGCGUGCGCUACAACAGCAGCGGCGCGCUCAGCGAGGACAGCGGCGAGGGCAGCGGCAGCUACCCGGCGGCUUCCGGCGCGGCCGCGGCCGGCUACCAGCGCAUCACCGGGGCCUACGUGGCGGGCGGCGGCGGGGGCUAUGGUGGGGCGAUGCAGGGGGUGCUGACGACGCUGUACGUGGGUAACCUGGCGCCCGAGGUGGACGAGGCAGCGCUGUCGGCGCACUUCACGCAGUUUGGGCCUGUUGACCGCGUCCAGGUCAUCCGCGACAGGGAGACCGGCGAGCCCCGCGGCUACGGCUUUGUCACUUUCAACAGCGCCGCCCCGCAGGCCGCGGCCUCCGCGAUGGCCGCCCUCAACGGUGCCGCGCUCGACGGCGCCUUUGGCGGCCGCACCAUACGCGUGUCCCCCAGCAAUAAGUGGCGCGGCAGCGACGGCGGGGCCGGCGGCGGUGGCGGGGCCGGCGGCGCGGCGGCGAACGGGGUGCAGCUGCAUGCGCAGCAGGUCGGGGGGCACCAGGUGCAGGCGGUCCCCGGCGUCCACAUGAUGGGCCACGUCCAAAUGGCGCCGGCGGGGAUGGCCACUGGCGGGCGCUAG